AUGUCGUUGCAGUGUUUUGCUUACCAAUUCAGGAAGCUGGCGAAUACUUCUAUCCAUCCUGUUACCCUUGGUAGUGCUCUCAGUCCUCAUCGAGUACCGCGAACUAAGGCUGAAUUUCUUGAAAAAAUGCUUUUUAUGCCCUCUCAAAGUCCUCCGGACAGUCGACUGCUAAAGGUCGCCGUCGUCGGUUUCCCUAAUGUUGGAAAGUCUUCCUUGGUUAAUAUGCUUGUAAGUUGGCGUGUUUGCGCCGUUUCGGGCAAGGCUCACACCACGCGUUCCAAGCAGACCGUUGUCUUUACCAAGGACAAUGUUCAGCUAGCUUUUGUCGAUCUUCCUGGCCUCGUAUCUUCUCAGCAAAUUCGACAAUUCAAGCUCGAGCGAACAUUCAUUCGGGAUCCUCACGCAGCCAUUUUUGAUGCCGAUUUGGUUCUUGUAGUGGUAGACGCCUCAAACAGAUACGCUAGAAAGACACUGGAUCCGGAGGUCCUGAAAGUGCUCCAUUUUUUCGAUGACAAGGAGUCGGUUCUCGUUCUGAAUAAGGUAGACAAAUUGCUAGGCGAUCGGACUCGUCUGUUGGAGAUAACUCGCUGUCUUACUGGAGGCUUGGUAGGCGGUAGGCAGGCGCACUGUGACGCCUUCAUGAACAAAUUUAACGAACGUGCAAAGCUGAUAGAUCAGGAUGGCUGGUCCAGGCAGCAUCUUAGUCCUGAAGCAAUUAUCUUUCCCCUCCUUCCCCUUGAAGCCCAUGAGGCAGCUCAACAGCGACUGCAGCACAUUGAGCGCAUCUACAGUCUCCUCUCGCCAACCAUUCAAGUGGAAUCUGCGUCCCCGUUGAAGGCUACUUCUCACCCCCGUCUUUCUCCUGGUGACCCUCUUAUAACCUCUGAAAGUAGUGGUUUAACUGUCGCGGAAUCUACCGAGCGUUGCGUGACGGACGUAGAGCACCAGACCAUUGAGGACUUUUUUGUUCACUUUAAACCCUCCCGAGAUGUUUUGCCUAUUGAUGAGCAAGCCUUGACACCUUACCGCGCAUCUAGUAAGGAAAGAGAAGUUGAGCUUGCAAGUGAGGACGCGCGUCUGGAGGGCUUGCUGGAGCGCGUGCGCAUGCAGAUGAUGCUGAACUCAGCCUCAGAGGAGGAGGUCGCCUUGCGACGACAAAAGUGGCGCGAACUCAGUAUUCGGUUGCAGGGUGCAAAGCACUGGGCCGGCUUUAGCCAGGUCUUUAUGGUCUCCGCGGCCACUGGUGAGGGCAUCGAUAAGCUCAGACGACCCCAGAUACUCUUGCCUGAAAAGUCCUACCAUUGUUGUCAGAACUAUCUGCUGGAAAGGGCCAAGCCGGAUCGUCAAUGGGUGCUUUCUCCUUCCCUGAUUACUGACUUGGAACCCUCAGAACUCAUUCGUAUGUCUGUGUGGGCUCAUUGCUUGGACCAAUUGCCAAAGGAGAUUCCCUACAACCUCGCUGUAACAGUGGAUGAGUGUGAGCAUGUGAGACAGGCUGAUGGCGAUGGUCGGGUCUACGUACAUGUUCGUCUCCGCUGCCCCAACGAGCGUACUAUUAGGUAUGUGGUUGGCACCGGGGGGAAACGAAUUCGUGCGAUUGCAAGUGCAGUAAAACAGGAACUUUCGAGUCUCUUUCAAGCUCCUACUCUGGUUAAGCUGACGGCGGAGGCUAUGCGCCCCACUCGGGCAUCUAUGCGACGAAUGCGUGCUGCGAAGGACUUCGCAGAGGUCUUUCCAAACUUUGACAAUGUUAGAGACAAUUGCGAUGCAUCUCAGCGUGCUGGCAUUGAAAGUGCUCAAGUAUAG
Molecule: messenger RNA, 1806 nt
Organism: Hydatigera taeniaeformis
Lineage: Eukaryota; Metazoa; Platyhelminthes; Cestoda; Cyclophyllidea; Taeniidae
Source: the annotation of a GenBank genome assembly